AUGGAGGCAAAUGGGAGCCAAGGCACCUCGGGCAGCGCCAACGACUCCCAGCACGACCCCGGUAAAAUGUUUAUCGGUGGACUGAGCUGGCAGACCUCACCAGAUAGCCUUAGAGACUAUUUUAGCAAAUUUGGAGAAAUUAGAGAAUGUAUGGUCAUGAGAGAUCCCACUACGAAACGCUCCAGAGGCUUCGGUUUCGUCACGUUCGCAGACCCAGCAAGUGUAGAUAAAGUAUUAGGUCAGCCCCACCACGAGUUAGAUUCCAAGACGAUUGACCCCAAAGUUGCAUUUCCUCGUCGAGCGCAACCCAAGAUGGUCACAAGAACAAAGAAAAUCUUUGUAGGCGGAUUAUCUGCGAACACGGUGGUGGAAGAUGUGAAGCAGUAUUUCGAGCAGUUUGGCAAGGUGGAGGAUGCAAUGCUGAUGUUUGAUAAGACGACCAACAGGCACAGAGGGUUUGGCUUUGUCACUUUUGAGAAUGAAGACGUUGUGGAGAAAGUCUGUGAGAUUCAUUUCCAUGAAAUCAAUAAUAAAAUGGUAGAAUGUAAGAAGGCUCAACCGAAGGAAGUCAUGUUCCCGCCUGGGACGAGAGGCCGGGCCCGGGGACUGCCUUACACCAUGGAUGCGUUCAUGCUUGGCAUGGGGAUGCUGGGCUACCCCAACUUUGUGGCAACCUAUGGCCGCGGCUACCCUGGAUUUGCUCCUAGCUAUGGCUAUCAGUUCCCAGGCUUCCCGGCAGCGGCUUAUGGACCAGUGGCGGCGGCAGCGGUGGCGGCAGCACGAGGAUCAGUCCUGAAUAGCUACAGUGCUCAACCGAAUUUUGGCGCGCCCGCUUCCCCGGCAGGCUCCAACCCGGCGCGGCCCGGAGGCUUCCCGGGGGCCAACAGCCCAGGACCUGUCGCCGAUCUCUACGGCCCUGCCAGCCAGGACUCCGGAGUGGGGAAUUACAUAAGUGCGGCCAGCCCACAGCCGGGCUCAGGCUUCGGCCACGGCAUAGCUGGACCUUUGAUUGCAACGGCCUUUACAAAUGGAUACCAUUGAGCAGGUGCUUUCGUUGCCAUCUCACUCUGAGAGCAUACCUGGAUGUCCAGGCAAGACUGGGCGAAGUUUCUGAGUGGCCCUUUGUUUAGGUGAUGUCAUCAGACCUGUUCCCCCACCAGCCUCACUCCCCAUCCCAACCAGAGAUGGCUCACUUCGGAUCGAGGGUUGACUGCAUCUCAUCAUCUCAUGAAUCUGCUGUAAUAUAAGACAACAGCUUUUAAAUGUGUAUAUAUCCCAUGAUUUUGGUUUUGUUUUAUUUUUGUUUUUCUUGAUGGUUUCCCUCCCUCUUCUCUCUUCCCCCUUCUCCUUUUAAAUCUCUUCAGAUCACAUUUGGUAGUGAUUUUGACUUAGUGCAGUAGUCAUAUAGCUUUAAUAUCUAGUUAAAAGCUAACCAUAGUAUAAUUGUUAUAUUAAGGUAUUAUUUUUUUCUUAAAAAAUUUUUUUUUGCUUGUUUUAAUUCUGUUCUCACUUUUCAAGGAUGCUGAGAUGGUAAUAUUACUCUCAAUAUUUUGGUACCAAUUCUGAGACUGUAUGAAUUUUCAGGUGGAAUUUGAGCACACACAGAAGCGAGGUUGUGAAAUAUGGAGCGGGAGGUGGGCGUCAACUUUCUACUUUGCAUUGUAUAAGAAGUGAGAUGUAGUAGGCUAAUUAACAGACUAUAGCGGUUCUUUUUUGUGCUGUCUCUUUGUUAACCUAAGUAUAUCUAUUUUCGGCAAUAAGGUAAGGACGACGAUGUUUUGAGUGUCCUCCUUUUCUAUAAGUGCUUUUUUUCUGUUGAAAGAGGUGAUAUUAUAAGGUUUUUUGCAGUUGUGAAUUCUAAAAAAAGAAAUGUUGUAAAUACAAUUCCAUUAACUACAUAGAAACUAUUAAGAAAGAGAGAAUCAAAAAUAUUUUUGUGAGGGAGUCGGUCCCCGGCAGUUUGAUGCUCUGUGGAUGGAGGAGGGGAGUAACAAUAAACCAAGUCAGUGACUGAGACCGAAGAACACCCAGCUGCCAGGCCGACCCCACGACAAGUUAGAACACUGGUUAGCUCCUCUUGUCUGUGUGAUAGACCUAAGAACUGUAUUAGUGUCAUACCAGCAUAUUAACCUCUCGUCUGUGCACAGCUUCCAACGUUACCGUCUAGUUAGAUUUUUAUUUAAAAUAUGAAAAACUGCUUUUCCCAAGACGUUUUUUAAAAACAAAGCUACAAUUUUAAUAUUUAACAUAUUUAAUGUUUCAAAGCACACCUGUUUGGCUUGGGUGGGGCG
Molecule: messenger RNA, 2291 nt
Organism: Lagenorhynchus albirostris (white-beaked dolphin)
Lineage: Eukaryota; Metazoa; Chordata; Mammalia; Artiodactyla; Delphinidae
Gene: MSI2
Product: musashi RNA binding protein 2
Exons: 14
Coding region: 1-1041 (346 amino acids)
Cellular component (GO): cytoplasm
Molecular function (GO): RNA binding
Source: RefSeq, a predicted model, not a curated record